UCCCACCACGAGAGCGGAACCUGAACAGAGGGAGCGUUCAAAGCCGCCAUCGUUUGGUUGGUUAACACUGCUCUACGCGUUUCUGUAAGGCUUCAUAAAGUAGAAUUGGUCACUGGCAAAGACUAACGAGAACUAUAUUCAGCCUAAACAGAUAGUUGUGGUGAGAAAAAAAAACACCGUUUGGCAAAUUAACAUUAGAGAAAAAACACUGAGAAAAUUGCUGCAUUGAAUACAACCACGUAACAACCGGAAGCCCGAUGUAACGGAUGCGGAAGGAACGGAAAGCGAGAAGUGAACCGCUGAACGAUAAACGCGAAUAAAUCGGCUACACGACAACAGAUCCGUCUCCCUGUAUAUUAUAGGGAGAGAAGUAACGGCGUACAUAAGUUGCGUUAGCGUGUGUCGACGUAAGUCACCAGAAACGUUAACUUUUCGGGCCUUUUGUGUAAAAACAUCCGACCACCGUGAACGUUAACGUAUGUAUGCCUGUUUUACUUACGCUGACUGACUGGACGGGAGGACUACAGGUGAAGUCUCACGUGGUUUCAUGAGUCAUGUACCGCUCAAUGAAAGAAAAGGAUCCGGGUCACAGUGGGACUGGUGUCUUCUACCAGGCAGUACCCGCUGUUGGCGUCGAUGGAAGGAACAUCAUGAAACUGAUUCCUGUACAAAUGGUCAACGGACAGUUUGUCAAAUCUCAAAUAAGCCAGCUGAAAACGGAUCCUACACCACCGAAAGCUCCAGUUGGCAUGGCAAAAAAGGCAGCUUUCAGUCCUUCAACAACUGAGCAAAUUGUCAGGAAGCACGUUGCCCUCAUGAAUGCCUUCCCUCAUCAAGUAGGUUUGGAUCUUGGUAAUUCACUAAACAAGCAUCCACUAAAGCAACUACAACAGAGUGUAAAUGUAAUGGCAACUGUACCUCCGAUGGCAUUACCUGUAGCAAACAGUGGGACGUCAGUAAGACCUCCAUGUCAGCUCCCAGGCACAGUGAAAUUUCCAGCAGCCCCCCGAGGACAGUUCCUUCAGAUUCCCCCUAAGGCACAUGUCCCAACCGUCCCAGGACCUGAACUACCUCUGGGUAGGAAGAAACAGACUUUACCACCAUCAGCCAGCUCCUCUGCAAGUUCAGGCUUACCCGGUGUGACCUUCUUGUCACCUAUCACAACUGUCAAUCAAGGCCUGACUGCACAAAAGGAUUCUCCACUUGAGACGCUCAAGUUGAUUUGCAAGAUAGCAAAUCCAACAUCAUGCGGACCUCCAUCAAAAAGAUCACAACCACAUUUAAAUUUAAUUCCAAAUAUUCCCCAAAGGCCCAACAGUCCCAUAAAGUGGUCAAUUGAAGAAGAUGACAACUCAACGGCUCCCACUCUUGAUCCUAUUGAUUCUUCUCUUAUGUCAAAGAUUCUUCGAGUUCUUGCAGAGACAGAAAAUGCUGGGAAGCCCUUUGAGGACAUUAAAAAACCAAGUCCAGCUGUUGACCCUAUAAAUUCUUCCCUUACCUCAGAGAUUCUUCGAGUUGCGGCAGAGAGGGAGAAUGCUGGGAAGCACUGUGACAUCAUUACAAAAUCUGUUUUUGGGUCGAGACAGGGCAAGUCUGGACAAGUACAGGAAAACACCCUUGUCAUGUGCAAUGGGAAGUAUCCACAACAGCAACAGAGUGUACAUUUAAUGACCAUAGUACCUCAGAUGGCAGCACCUGUAGCAAAGAGCGGAAAGUGUGGAAGACCUCCAUGUGAUCUCCAAGUCACAGCGAAAUCUCCAGCACUCCCCAGAGGACAGUUCCUUCAGAUUCCCCCUAAGUCACAUGUCCCAUCAGUCCCAUCAUCUGAACUAUCCUCGAGUAUGAAGAAACAAUCUUUUACUCCAUCAGCCAGCUCCUCUCCAAGUUCAGGCUUACCCGCUGCGGUCUACAUGUCACCUAUCACAAGUGUCAACCGAGGCGUUACUCAACAUAGUGAUUCUGAAAUCGAUGCACUCAAGUGGCUUUGCACGACAUCAAAUAAAACUUCAUGUGGACCUCCAUCAAAAGGAUCACAACCACGUUUAAAAUUAAUUCCAAAUGUUCCACAAAGGCCCAACAGUCCUAUAAAGUGGUCCGUUGAAGAAGACGAUAACUCAACGGCUCCACCUCUCGAUCAUAUUGAUUCUUCUGUAAUGUCAGAGAUUCUUCGAGUUGCUGCCCAGAGAGAAAAUGCUGGGAAGCACCAUGACGUCAUUUCAAACCCAGUUUCUGGGUCGAGUCAGGGCAAAAGUGGACAAGUACCGGAAAACACCAUGGUAAUGUGGAACGGGAAGCUGUUUUUUGUGGCCAAAAAUUGCAGCCCACCAAAAAGUGAUGCACCCAUAGCAGUAAGAAAAUGUUAUGAAUUCAACAAACCCAUCGUAGCUUCACCCCAACAAUCGCUUGUGUCAGUUUCGCCUCAGAAGAAGCAGGGUCUCGGAAUUCUAAGUACAAAGGAGUCGCGCAAAGUCAAUGACCUUUGCGGUGAUGAUGCUCCCAAGGACUCGUCUCAACAAGCAGCUUUAGCUCAUAUGUCAGCAGUCACUCCUGUGGAUGAAGACAAUGUAAUAUUUGUGUCAUAUACCCCACCCAAACCUCAAGACUUCAGAGUAAAAACACAAAUGGCCGCUUUGAGGGAAACCAACCGGACGGACACAAGCAGCUUGAGCAAUGUGACGGAACAGAAGAGCCUGGAUGGUACAUCUGGCGCUCUCGGAAGAAGGGAACCUGGCCAGAGCGUGUCAUUCAACACGGUCAAGAAUCAUACAGAUGUUGGUGUUUCAACAGUGGUGAACAUGCACGGUGAUGAUGAUGAUGAUGAUGAUGAUGGCUCAAACAUUGACAGUCAGCAGAGCACCUCCACCCAACAGUUGGAGAACAUGGACAUUGAUCCCAGCAGCAUUGGAAUAGGCUUUGGAAUAGAGAAGGAUACUCACAAAGUGGAGAGCUCUAUGACUUCCACAACCAGUGGGACAUCUUCACCGGUGCCAGAAUCCUGUCAAAGGGCUGAUGACCUGCUGAGACGGAUAUUUGGGAUAACGGCCGACGUGAAAAUUAGCCUGCAGAGGAUUGACGGAGCCUCGGUUGGGUCUCUUCCUGCAGAAUCUCUGGAGAGCGAGUCCAUUAGAUCAGCGGAGGAUCGCGAGGAAACAACAAGCGGGUUUAAAGACGGGGAACUUCUUUUGACGCACCAUUACAGUCAACAAGAAACUGGAAGCUGUCAGGAACUGUCAGAAGACUCCGCCACUCAAUGUCCUCACUCAGAUGUCGCUCUUCUCGAGUGCACAAACUUUUCACCCAAGGAAACAUGCAGUGAUGUUGAAACAGAGCCACUGUUUGGCUACGUGGAGCCCAUAGAUGAGGAUUUCCUCAGCACUGACGGAAACGACUUCCACCACUCACAGGACACAGCUAGCCGUUCUCCGAGCUGCACGGAUCUGAAUGCAAACACGAGGAGACUGGGGAGAAAAAGGAAGCGCCCGACGUGUCCAUGUUGCAUCGCCGGCACUAAAGAUCCCGCAGCGAGGUCCGGUGCAAAGUCAGAGGAGCCAGAGAGGUGGGCCUGGACGACGGAGCGGACGAGUAGGAAAGGGGGAAGAGCAAAGGCCUCAAGUAAAGACGUGAAAACGCCUGGAAGCAUCGGCUGUCUAACGGCCAAGAACGGCUGUCAGACGUCCGAGGAUCCAGCCAGUGACGGUGUAUCCACAGCGUCCACGGACUCUGAUGAACUUAAACUACACGAGCAGAUCACAAGACUCAAAGAGCUUCUGAGAGAGAAAGAGGCGGCUUUAGAGCUGAUGAGAAACGGUACGAGCUGAGAAGAACCGGCCAACAUUUCAAACGAUGAACAUUCUAACGAAGCAGAGGGAUGUAUUUCGUGUUUAAUAUGUUAUUGCUUCUAUUUAUUUUUGUUGGUUAAGAAGGACUAACACAAGUAUCACCGUGUCUUCAGUGCACGUGUGCAAACCUGUGAUCUGGUUUCAGUGGUUGUAGUCUGGUAUAUGGGCGACCAAAGCUUUUAUUAACUGCGUGAGAGCGCUGCCGCACACAUUUAUAGUUCAACCACCCUUUUUCUUCUUUUUUUU
Messenger RNA from Anoplopoma fimbria (sablefish), 4085 nucleotides. It is a transcript of the gene lrif1, whose product is annotated as ligand dependent nuclear receptor interacting factor 1. Gene Ontology annotation, biological process: regulation of DNA-templated transcription. Gene Ontology annotation, molecular function: nuclear retinoic acid receptor binding. NCBI's taxonomy places the organism in Eukaryota, Metazoa, Chordata, Actinopteri, Perciformes, Anoplopomatidae. The record is from RefSeq and is a predicted model, not a curated record. The coding region runs from base 555 to 3818 and encodes 1087 amino acids. The transcript is spliced from 3 exons.